This is a messenger RNA of Cyprinodon tularosa, 1115 nucleotides long. It is a transcript of the gene cunh4orf33, whose product is annotated as chromosome unknown C4orf33 homolog. NCBI's taxonomy places the organism in Eukaryota, Metazoa, Chordata, Actinopteri, Cyprinodontiformes, Cyprinodontidae. The coding region runs from base 224 to 814 and encodes 196 amino acids. The record is from RefSeq and is a predicted model, not a curated record. The transcript has 6 exons.
UUCCUACUUGGAGGAAUUGUUAAUACAAAACCAAACAGGAAACGCAGCGUUUUCCUUCAUUUGUUUUAGUUUUCUUUUUAAUUAUUCUACAAUUAAACAUUUCGCCUGAGAGGCAGAUAUCCAACGUUAGCAGCUAAUAUUAGUUUUACCGAACGUCUGUUGUUGGAGAAUUUCUGGAUAGUUUAUUUAGGUGAAUGCCACUGGGACCUCCCUCAUCAAGAAAAUGGAGUUUGCUAUCCAGCACACCUGGGACAGCAGCCCUGUGGAUCAUGAUCCAAUCAGGAUUUCCUUCUCUGAUGGGAAAUCUGGGAUGCGAAUGGAGGUGUCUGGAACAUUUUUCAACGACCCAGCAGCUCCUCCAGGUGAACCCGGUAUCGCUUUCCCUGGACUUUGGAAUUAUGAAGUUGUGGAGUCCUUCUUCCUUGACAGCACAAAAGAAAAUUACUUGGAGGUGGAGCUUUGUCCACACGGACAACAUGUAAUACUACUACUGUCAGGAGUUGGUCAGGCGUUUUAUCAACAACUGCCAGUUGAAUUCACUACCACAAUAUCUGGGGACAGAUGGACUGGCGAGGCUGUUAUCCCCUGGACAUACUUCCCUCCCAAUGUCAACAAGAUGAACUCGUAUGCUAUUCAUGGCUCAGGAGAGGCACGUACAUAUGAGGCUCUCUACCCCAUCCCUAAAGCCGACAUCAUGGAAGGCCAACAGCCAAAUUUCCAUCGCCUGGAGUAUUUCCAGAAUUUCCGCCUGCAGAGUAUUAUGGGAGAGGACUGGAUCCAGCCAGAAUCGGAUCUGUGGAAGGGAAAAGCCUGAGGUUUUGCUAAAAAAUGCUACCUUUCUCUGUUUUUCUUUUUGCAGAAACAAAUUAUUAAUCAAAUCAUUGAUUUGACAAAAUGGCAAAAAAAUUUCUAACAGAUCAAAAGGCACAUUUUCUUUAAUAAUAUAAAACGGUUAAUGAUUCCUCUGCUGCUGUUUAGAGAACAUGUGCCAACAAUCAUACACAGAGAUUAUGUAUGUGUUAACCUAAGGAUGGGUUUUGCUUCAUCAGUUCUCAUGUAUAAAUAUGUUGUAAUUUUUUUAUAAGAAAAAAUAAAUAAAUUCCUCUUUAUUCUAA